Messenger RNA from Procambarus clarkii (red swamp crayfish), 1152 nucleotides. Its product is annotated as actin, muscle-like. The record is from RefSeq and is a predicted model, not a curated record. NCBI's taxonomy places the organism in Eukaryota, Metazoa, Arthropoda, Malacostraca, Decapoda, Cambaridae.
AAACUUCUAGACAGAAUGUCCGACGAUGUUGACACCACAGCUCUUGUUAUGGACAAUGGCUCCGGCAUGGUCAAGGCCGGCUUCGCUGGUGACGACGCUCCCCGCGCCGUCUUCCCCUCCAUCGUCGGCCGUCCUCGUCACCAGGGUGUGAUGGUCGGUAUGGGUCAGAAGGACGCCUACGUCGGUGAUGAGGCCCAGAGCAAGAGAGGUAUCCUGACUCUCAAGUACCCCAUCGAGCACGGCAUCAUCACCAACUGGGACGACAUGGAGAAGAUCUGGCAUCACUCCUUCUACAACGAGCUGCGUAUUGCUCCUGAAGAGCACCCCGUUUUGUUAACAGAAGCCCCUCUCAACCCCAAGGCCAACCGUGAGAAGAUGACACAGAUCAUGUUCGAGACCUUUGCUACACCUGCCAUGUACGUGGCCAUCCAGGCCGUGCUGUCCCUGUACGCCUCUGGUCGUACCACAGGUAUCGUGCUGGACUCCGGUGAUGGAGUGUCCCACACUGUCCCCAUCUACGAGGGUUAUGCUCUUCCCCACGCUAUCCUUCGGCUUGACCUGGCUGGCCGGGACUUGACUGCCUACCUGAUGAAGAUUCUCACUGAGAGAGGCUACUCCUUUACGACUACUGCUGAACGGGAAAUUGUUCGUGACAUAAAGGAAAAGCUAUGUUACGUCGCACUUGAUUUUGAAAGUGAGAUGAAUAUUGCCUCCUCCUCUUCAAAUCUGGAAAAAUCCUACGAACUUCCUGAUGGUCAGGUCAUCACCAUCGGUAACGAACGUUUCCGUUGCCCAGAGUCCUUGUUCCAGCCUUCCUUCCUGGGUAUGGAAUCUGUUGGUAUCCAUGAGACCGUCUACAACUCCAUCAUGAGGUGCGACAUUGAUAUCAGAAAGGACUUAUUCGCUAACAAUGUACUCUCAGGUGGCACUUCAAUGUACCCUGGUAUUGCUGACCGCAUGCAGAAGGAAAUCACAGCUCUGGCUCCAGCUACCAUUAAGAUCAAGAUCAUUGCUCCUCCCGAGCGUAAGUACUCCGUCUGGAUCGGUGGCUCCAUCCUGGCCUCUCUGUCCACCUUCCAGACCAUGUGGAUCACCAAGGAGGAGUACGAUGAGUCCGGCCCAGGCAUCGUCCACCGCAAGUGCUUCUAGAUU